Molecule: messenger RNA, 1454 nt
Organism: Austrofundulus limnaeus
Lineage: Eukaryota; Metazoa; Chordata; Actinopteri; Cyprinodontiformes; Rivulidae
Gene: gpia
Product: glucose-6-phosphate isomerase a
Biological process (GO): gluconeogenesis; glycolytic process; glucose 6-phosphate metabolic process
Cellular component (GO): cytosol
Molecular function (GO): monosaccharide binding; glucose-6-phosphate isomerase activity; carbohydrate derivative binding
Source: RefSeq, a predicted model, not a curated record
AAAGUGCGCAGCGGUGAGUGGAAAGGCUUCAGCGGUAAAAGCAUCACAGACGUGGUGAACAUCGGCAUCGGAGGCUCCGACCUGGGACCACUGAUGGUGACCGAGGCCCUGAAGCCGUACUCUGCAGACGGUCCAAACGUCUGGUUCGUCUCCAACAUCGACGGGACCCACAUGGCCAAGACCCUGGCCCGGCUGAACCCAGAGACCACGCUGUUCAUCAUCGCUUCAAAGACCUUCACCACCCAGGAGACCAUCACCAACGCCGAGUCGGCCAAAGACUGGUUCCUGCAGACGGCCGGAGACAAAUCUGCCGUGGCCAAACACUUCGUGGCUCUGUCCACCAACGCAGUGAAGGUGAAGGACUUCGGCAUCGACACGGCCAACAUGUUCGAGUUCUGGGACUGGGUCGGAGGUCGCUACUCACUGUGGUCCGCCAUUGGUCUGUCCAUCGCUCUGCAUGUAGGCUUCGAGAACUUUGAGAAGCUUCUGGCCGGAGCUCACUGGAUGGACAACCAUUUCCGCAGCGCCCCUCUGGAUCAGAACGUCCCGGUUCUGCUGGCUGUCCUGGGCAUCUGGUACAUCAACUUCUUCCAGGCCGAGACCCACGCCAUGCUGCCGUACGACCAGUACAUGCACCGCUUCGCCGCCUACUUCCAGCAGGGCGACAUGGAGUCCAACGGGAAGUACAUCACCAAAGAUGGCAGCCGCGUCAACUACCACACGGGACCGAUCGUGUGGGGCGAGCCCGGGACCAACGGGCAGCACGCCUUCUACCAGCUCAUCCACCAAGGAACUCGAAUGAUUCCUGCAGACUUCCUGAUCCCCGCCCAGUCCCAACAUCCAAUCAGAGACAACCUGCACCACAAGAUCCUCGUGGCCAACUUCCUGGCUCAGACUGAAGCUCUGAUGAAGGGAAAAACCUCAGAAGAGGCUCGUAAAGAGCUGCAGGCCGCCGGCAUGACAGGAGACGCCCUGGAGAAGCUGCUGCCACACAAAGUUUUCGAAGGGAACAAGCCGAGCAACUCGAUUGUUUUCAGGAAGCUGACUCCGUUCACCCUGGGGGCUCUGAUCGCCAUGUACGAGCACAAGAUCUUCGUCCAGGGGGUCAUGUGGAACAUCAACAGCUACGAUCAGUGGGGCGUGGAGCUCGGGAAGCAACUCGCCAAGAAGAUCGAGCCGGAGCUGAAUAACGACUCUGAGGUCUCCUCCCAUGACUCAUCCACCAAUGGCCUCAUCAACUUCCUGAAGAAGAACUUUGCCUAAGCUCCGCCUCCUGUCUGGCCACCUCCUGAUUGGCCGAGUCAUGUUGUCUGUGUGAACGAACACUUCCUGUCUGCCCCGAGUAUUAACCAGUGCUUCACGUGUUGUUUUUAGGUGUUGAUCCAUUUGUAGGUGACUCCACCCCCUUAUGGUUAGCUGUGACUUUCAAAAUAAAAGCCCUGUGUGUCACUGAU